Panicum virgatum (switchgrass) is the source of this 4167-nucleotide messenger RNA. RefSeq names its product putative multidrug resistance protein. Lineage: Eukaryota; Viridiplantae; Streptophyta; Magnoliopsida; Poales; Poaceae. Bases 152 to 3898 code for a protein of 1248 amino acids. The record is from RefSeq and is a predicted model, not a curated record. Gene Ontology annotation, cellular component: membrane. Gene Ontology annotation, biological process: transmembrane transport. Gene Ontology annotation, molecular function: ABC-type transporter activity; ATP binding; ATP hydrolysis activity. The transcript is spliced from 6 exons.
AAAAACCCAGCCCCUUUAUGUUGGAUGGUCUUCAUGUAUAUACCACCACAUAAACAGCCGAAAAAAGAUAGCCAGCCUAAUAACGACCAGGAGUGCCGUGAGCUGAACUCCGGCGUGGCGUGUGCAGCUACCCAGCCAUUGCUCACCGGAUAUGGGCAAGGACGGGCUGCCGGAGACGGCGGAGACCAAGGCAGCGCCGGCGCUGCGGUCGUUCGCCUCAGUGUUCAUUCACGCGGACGGUGUGGACGUUGCGCUCAUGGUGCUGGGCCUGGUGGGCGCCAUGGGCGACGGCAUGUCGACGCCGAUAAUGAUGCUCAUCGCCAGCCGCGUAUUCACCGACGCCGGCAGCGGCCCUGACCGGCUCCACCAAUUUCGUUCCAGGAUGAACGAGAACGCAAGGAAUCUCCUCAUCUUGGCAGCCGCCAACUGGGUCAUGGCGUUCCUGGAAGGGUAUUGCUGGACGCGGACAGCGGAGCGGCAGUCGUCGCGGAUGCGGGCACGGUACCUGAGCGCCGUGCUCCGGCAGGACGUGGAGUACUUCGAUCUCAAGACCGGCUCCACGUCGGAGGUGAUCGCCAGCGUCUCCAGCGACAGCCUCGCUGUGCAGGACGUGCUGAGCGAGAAGGUGCCCAACUUCGUGACCAACACCACCAUGUUCGUCGGCAGCUACGCCGUCGGCUUCGCGCUGCUGUGGCGGCUCACGCUGGCGGGGCUGCCGUCCUUGCUGCUGCUCGUCGUCCCCGGAUUUCUCUACGGCCGCACCCUCAUCGGCCUUGCACGCCGGAUCAGGGAGCAGUACACGCGCCCAGGCGCCAUCGCCGCGCAGGCCAUGUCGUCGGUGCGCACCGUGUACUCGUUCGUGGCGGAGGACAGCACCGUGGCGCGGUUCUCCGCCGCGCUGGAGGAGUCGGCGCGGCUCGGGAUCAAGCAGGGCGUUGCCAAGGGAGUCGCCCUCGGCAGCGAGGGCAUCUCCUUCGCGAUCUUCGCUUUCAACGUCUGGUAUGGCACCCGUCUCAUCAUGUCUCAUGGCUACAAGGGCGGCACCGUCUACGCCGCCUCCGCCAGCAUCGUCAUCGGAGGCUCAGUGCUGGGGCAGGCGCUGUCGAACGUCAAGUACUUCGCGGAGGCAAGCGCGGCGGCAGAGAGGAUGCUGAAGAUAAUUCGUCGGGUGCCCAAGAUCGACUCGGAGAGCAACGCCGGCGAGGAGCUGGCCAGGGUCGCCGGCGAGGUGGAAUUCAAGGACGUGGAGUUCUGCUACCCAUCGCGGCCCGAGAACCCCGUCUUCAAGAGCUUCAGCCUGCGCGUGCCGGCGGGGCACACGGUGGCACUUGUUGGGAGCAGCGGGUCAGGGAAGUCGACGGCGAUCGCCCUGCUGGAGCGGUUCUACGAUCCAUCAGCGGGACAGGUGACCCUGGACGGCGUGGACAUCCGGCGGCUGCGGCUCAAGUGGCUGCGCGCGCAGAUGGGGCUGGUCAGCCAGGAGCCAGCGCUGUUUGCGACGUCCAUUAAGGAGAACAUCUUGUUCGGCAAGGAGGACGCGACGGAGGAGGAGGUCGUCGCCGCGGCAAAGGCGGCCAACGCCCACAACUUCAUCACCCAGCUGCCGCAGGGCUACCACACGCAGGUGGGUGAGCAUGGUGUCCAAAUGUCCGGAGGACAGAAGCAAAGGAUUGCUAUUGCUAGAGCAAUCAUAAAGUCACCCAAGAUCCUUCUCCUUGAUGAAGCCACCAGUGCAUUGGACACUAAUUCAGAGCAUGUUGUCCAGGAGGCGCUUGAACUGGCCUCCAUGGGUCGAACUACAAUUGUCAUUGCCCAUCGCCUAUCCACCAUCCAAAAUGCAAAUACGAUUGCGGUCAUGCAGUCCGGUGAGGUCAAGGAGCUGGGAUCCCAUUAUGAGCUCAUUGCCAAUGAGAAUGGACUCUACUCAUCUCUUGUCCUCCUUCAACAGACCAAAGAGUCAACAGAUUCUGAAGAGGUUGAUGGAACAAGAAGUACAUCUCUUAUGCGGCAAUCAAGCAGCCAUGGUAUGAGCAAGAGGAUAUCCACAGCAAGCGGAUCAAUCAUAACACUAUCCAUGGGUAAUGAUGAAGGUAAUGACAACAAAACAGAGCCGUUAAAGCUUCCUGUGCCAUCCUUCAUAAGGCUAUUGAUGCUUAAUAAACCCGAGUGGAAGCAAGCACUGAUGGGAAGCUUUAGUGCAAUUGUGGUUGGAGGCAUACAACCCACGUACGCAUACGCCAUGGGGAGCAUGGUCUCAAUCUACUUCUUGACGGAUCAUGAAGAGAUGAAGGAUCAAACCAGAAUCUACUCACUGUUCUUUGUUGGUCUUGCAUUGUUUUCAUUCCUGAUGAAUAUUGCACAACACCACAACUUCGGUGUCAUGGGGGAAUAUCUCACCAAAAGGAUAAGAGAACGGAUGAUUUCAAAAAUUCUAACUUUUGAGAUUGGGUGGUUCGACAGUGAUAAGAACUCUAGUGGUGCCAUAUGCUCACAACUUGCCCAGGAUGCCAACGUUGUGAGAUCGCUCAUUGGUGAUAGAAUGUCCCUUGUCAUCCAAACAGCUUCUUCAGUGCUAAUUGCCUGCAUCAUGAGUCUCGCAAUUGCUUGGCGUUUGGCACUAGUGAUGAUUUUUGUGCAACCAAUUGUCAUUGUUUGCUUUUAUACUCGUCGUAUCUUACUAAAGAGCAUGUCCAAGAAAUCAUUACAGGCACAAUCUGAAUGUAGCAAGCUAGCUGUUGAGGCAGUCGCUAAUCUUCGCACAGUAACUGCUUUCUCAUCCCAAGACCGCAUCCUACGCCUCUUUGACCAAGCACAGGUAGGCCCUCGCAAGGAAAGUAUCAGGCAGUCCUGGUUUGCUGGUCUGGGGCUCGGUACCUCCAUGAGCAUUUUGAGAUGCGUAUGGGCCCUCACCUUUUGGUAUGGUGGAAUACUCAUGGCUCAGCACCACCUUACUUCCAAGGCCCUAUUUCAAACCUUCUUGAUUUUGAUAAGCACAGGACGUGUGAUAGCAGAUGCAGGUAGUAUGACAACAGACCUUGCCAAGGGUGCUGAUUCAGUCACUUCACUUUUUUCUAUUAUUGAUAGAGAGACAGAAAUUGACCCCGACAACCCUGAGGGAUACAAACCAGAGAAUCUCGAAGGCAAGGUGGACAUUAGAGAAAUUGAUUUUGUGUAUCCAUCAAGGCCAGAUGUGAUCAUCUUCAAAGGAUUCUCCUUGAGCAUCCAGCCAGGUAAGUCAACAGCUCUUGUUGGGCAAAGUGGUUCUGGCAAGUCAACCAUCAUUGGGCUUAUCGAGCGGUUCUAUGACCCUCUUGUGGGGGCUAUAGAGAUUGAUGGCAUAGACAUCAAGACAUAUAACCUACGAGCCCUGCGAAAGCACAUUGCACUGGUUAGCCAAGAACCAACACUUUUUGCAGGUACCAUCAGAGAGAACAUUGUAUAUGGCACUGAAACAGCCACUGAGGAAGAAGUUGUGAGUGCAGCAAGGUACGCCAAUGCACAUGAUUUCAUUACUAGCCUCAAGGAUGGAUACGACACAUGGUGUGGUGAGAGAGGUAUUCAGUUAUCAGGAGGUCAAAAGCAGCGCAUUGCGAUUGCCCGUGCAAUCUUAAAGAACCCUGCUAUCUUGCUAUUAGAUGAAGCAACAAGUGCAUUGGAUAGCCACUCCGAGAUGGUGGUACAGGAGGCACUUGACAGAAUAUUGGUCGGGAGGACUAGUUUAGUGGUCGCACACAGGCUCAGCACCAUCCAAAAUUGUGAUGUGAUCACUGUGCUUGAGAAAGGGAUUGUUCUAGAGACAGGCACACAUGCAUCCCUCAUGAGCAAGGGUUCUGCUGGAACAUACUUUGGAUUGGUUACCAUGCAACAAGGACACAAUCAACAUAUAGAGUUUGCAUGACAACAAAUAUAUAUGGCACCACUUUCGAAACUUGCAGCUCAAUUAAAAUAUGAUUAACCAUUGUGGGUUAAUUAGCAAGCAAGAAUGUUAAUGAAGCAAGGCUUCCUGCGAUAAUUGAUUGUGUUGAUAUUGUCCAUCUCAUUGUUCUAUGCACAUAUGAUAUAUGAGUGUACCUAGCAUCUCAAAUGGUGUGAGUAGCUAUUAUUUCCUUGAUAAAAUGCUAGAUGCACAAAGAACAAGAAAUGUGAGGGAAAGUUUAUCUUUGUUUU